This is a messenger RNA of Pieris brassicae (large cabbage white), 3355 nucleotides long. It is a transcript of the gene Cow, whose product is annotated as proteoglycan Cow. The record is from RefSeq and is a predicted model, not a curated record. Lineage: Eukaryota; Metazoa; Arthropoda; Insecta; Lepidoptera; Pieridae. Gene Ontology annotation, biological process: establishment of protein localization to extracellular region. Bases 97 to 1353 code for a protein of 418 amino acids. Gene Ontology annotation, molecular function: calcium ion binding; protein binding. The transcript has 8 exons.
GAUCCUCCCUCACUCCCGGACGCAGCGGGCGGCAGUGGCGCUGCGGCGAAGUGGCGAAGCGAACGUCUGCGUUAAGAUAUCGCCUCUGCCCGCACCAUGCGAGCCGCUGCUGUGAUGCCGCUGGCAGCCUUGCUGGCGCUGGCUUCUGCGCGCUCUGACCACGAUUUUGAGUUCGACGAUACCCCGGAGGCGGAGUCACGGCGGCCGCGUCGUUACAUCUACGACCCGCACAACGAAGUGUGCAGAUCGCUGGUGUGCAAGAAGCGCGAGGUUUGUCUGCUGCGAGACUCGUAUACUGCCUUCUGCGCCAAUAAGAAGGAUGUCCUGCGCCGCGGAGACGUCAUAGUAUCGGCGGUCGGCACGGGCGGCGGGCCCGACGAUGAGGAUGUGUUCUACGAGUCGCGCACUCUGCCCGACCAGCCCGAAGUUCUCGACUUUUCGGUACCUACUACCAAAAACGAAAGGUGCGUUGGCUGCUCGGGCGUCUCCCGCGGUGGCUUCUUAUGCGGCUCCGACAACCGCACGUAUUCCUCGCUCUGUCGGCUCGACCUUCACAACUGCGUGCAUCGUCCGCGCCCUCCCGUGCGCCUCGCUUGCGCCGGCUUCUGCCCUUGCCCACACCGCAGCGGCGAUGAGACUGCGCGUAUGAUCGUUCCGCGUCCGCAUCGCACGCGUCCACGCUCCGACGAGCAGGAGCGGCGACGGCGACGGCUCGAGGUGCGUACCAACGAGGUGAUGUUGCCGCGGCGUCGACCCUCGCCACCGCCGCAGACUUGCGCGCUCGACAAGAUGGCCGACCGCCUUCUCGACUGGUUUUCCGUCCUGAUGGAACAGGCGGGUGCGACGCCGCCGCCGCCGCGCGGUUUCGGAUCGGACUGCAAGCCCGAAGUUCGCUGGAUGUUCCGUCAUCUCGACUCUGCCGGUGACGGCCUCCUGCAACCUGACGAUCUAUAUGCGCUGAGUCACGAUGAGCGCGAGCGAUGUCUACGUCCUUUCCUGGCGCGUUGCGGCCUCGGCGCGGGCGGCAUCGGUCGAGCGGCGUGGUGCGGCUGCCUGCGAGGCGCGUCGAGACCGUGCGCUGCGUGGGCGCGUGCCGCUCGCGGCCGGGGCCGAGGCGCCUACGUGCCGGCCUGCGACUCCAGAGGUUUCUACCGCCCGCGUCAAUGCCACGCCGCUCUAGCCGUCUGCUGGUGUGUGGACGCGCACGGCCAGGAACUGCCCGGCUCGAGGACCAAAGGCGCGCCCUCGUGUCCAGGUGAAGUCGAGGAAGGUGAUGAGGGCGCCGAAGGAGCUCCGGCAGACGACGAGGACGAAGGCGGUAGCGGCGAUCGAGAGCCUGAUUUGCGUUACUGAGCGGACGAUAUAAUUCUUAAUCGGUCGUUAAUAGCGAAUUAAGUGUUUAAUUAUGUUUUAGAGACUAAGUAAUCUAUUAUUAAGCGAUACGGCAGUUGUAAGAGUUGAUCGUGCCCGACCGACAAUUCAUCGGUGUCUUCUUAAAACCCCACUAUAUGUAUUUACUUCUAACCCAAUCUAGCUAAAUAAACAAUGCACCGGUUUGGGUUACAAUGUAAAUAAAUUGGUAUUGAUAACGCUCUUAAAUUUUAAGUAUGUGCCUACAGAAUACAACAGAACUAAGUCUUUAAAAUUAACCCAUAUUUCAUAUACAAUAAGGUACAAAUACCUAAUUUUACAAAAAAGACUAGGUCUUUCAAUUAGAUAUAAUAAUUACUAAGAUAUCUGAUCAUAAAAAAAAUCCUAUCUAUGAAGAUACCUAUCUCCUAUAUAAUUUUAUUAUAUUAAAAAUAUUGUUUUUUAAACCACCCUCAUGUCAUGCAACUUUAGAUUUUCAUAUGUACUACUUUAAGUAUCUGCGAGCAGUCCACUUAAUAUUAUCUCUUGUAUAAUUAUAUUCUCAAUAAAAACUUAUUGGGGCCUAAAUUACCUUAAAAAUUUAUUGACAGAAAUAAAAAAAAUCAUCAGGGGCUGCCUAUAUGGGGUAUAUUUAUGCCUAUCAUUUAGAUAAAACUUAAUCAAUUGUGAUGUCUAAGAUAACAAUGAGGUUCUAAGAGGUGUGGCUCUGAAUUAAAAUGUUAUUAUGAUAAAUAAUAAUAUAAUUUUUUGAACAGUAAUUGGUUUUAUAUUAGGUAAAUAAAUAAUUUAUGAAUUUAGAUAUUAGGCAGUUUUGUCAAAAUUCAUGCAUAAAGCAUAAUUGCAUCCAGGACAUUCUACAUAAUUAUUUUUAAAAGAUGUAUUGUAUGUAUUGUUAUAUACAUUCCAUACAUUUGUUUGUAGGAAAUCCUAAUCUCAUAUCUUUAGUUUAGCCACGAGAUUAUGGGUAGUAUAAUAUUAAUUAUAAAGAUUUCGGCUUCAUAAAAUUAUGUAUUAUUAACUAAGCACUCUAGAAAUUCAAAGUAAAAUUAAUUUAGUAAAUAGGAUAUAAAAGUAACCCCUUUAGGACAAAGUAGUGAUAGGCUUAUGCCUAUACAGAUCCCCAUGUAGUAACACAAAGAAAAGGUUAUUUGCACUUUUUUAUUCUCACCAUUGCAAUGUUUUCAAAUAAUUAAACAUGUAUUAAUUACUACCUUUUUUUUCAAUUUUUUUAAGGAUGCCUAUUUUGUUUCAUUCCCUAUACAUAUCUUCUGAACAUUUAUUGUAGUUACAUAAGUAACACAGCUGAUGACUGCAUGGAUGUGUAGGAUAUCUAUGAGAGUGAGUAAGGAUUAUCACACUAAUAAACUAGCUAGAUGAUGAUUCAUAGAUCUGAAUGACAAAAUAAUUAAAUAACACAACAGUAUAUAUUUACUAUGAUCUUUGUAGGUUAUAAUAUUAAGAUGUUUUUCAAUUAAAAUUAUAAGAAAAGAAUUACCAUUACAUGCCUUUUUAUAUGUUCUUCACAGAAAUUAUAUUUUUAAAUCUUCCUGGUUCCAUUUAAAUCGUAUGUUGCAGUAGGACAAAAAGAACCAUCUUUAUUUAUUCUUCUAAACCAUUUUAUAUUUAAUAAAAUUUGAUACCUUAAAAUAUACUGUGGCGCUUACACAUUGAUACAGAGAUUUAAUUUAAAUAUAACAUGAAAAGAUAAUGAGUAAAAUUAACGAGUCAGAAGACUAUAGUUGAACCUUAUAUUUACAUAACGUCCGUUAUAACAUCAAUAAAUCUAGGGAACUAAAAUGGUAAUUGCACUGGACUGGACUGUUCACUCGGCCGCGCCUUCUAGUUCCUCCUUGGUGAACUUAGUGUUGUAGAAUGGAAUAUAAGCACAAAUUACUUUCCAGUCGGUGGCAUACACGAUGCCUGCAGCUGCAGUGCCUCCGAACGCCAUCAUCGAUGGUAAAUAGCUGGCUAAAACAGAAACGUG